Molecule: messenger RNA, 9630 nt
Organism: Chrysemys picta bellii (western painted turtle)
Lineage: Eukaryota; Metazoa; Chordata; Testudines; Emydidae
Gene: TRPS1
Product: transcriptional repressor GATA binding 1
Biological process (GO): regulation of transcription by RNA polymerase II
Cellular component (GO): nucleus
Molecular function (GO): RNA polymerase II transcription regulatory region sequence-specific DNA binding; zinc ion binding; DNA-binding transcription factor activity
Source: RefSeq, a predicted model, not a curated record
ACAUUGUGCAAUCUGUUAUUUGUCUUAGAGAUAAUAAUUUGAGUGGCUAUAUUCUUCCUGUAUCUAACUUAAGACUUGCUAGUGGAUGGUUUCCUUGAUUUAGAAGUACUGCAAAUGUGCUUUUAUUUACAUAAUAUGUCUUUCUGAAAAAUGAUAGUGAUGGAAUUCCAGCAACAGGAAAAGUAUCAUUUCUUUUCUAAGGGUUCUCUAGAAUAAAUACCAACCAUGUAAAUCACAGAAUAUUAAAAAAAAAAAAUCUUACAUGCAGCUUGAGAACAAUUUCUAUUUAUAUGAACAUUUUCAUAUUUUUUAUGACUAUAAAAUACAGCAUGGAAAAUUCCCUUAAGCAGAAGUAUUCGGUGUUGCCUACAUAUGCGCAUGGCCCCACAGACAUGGAAGUUGAGAUUGAACACAGGACAUCUAUAUCUGGAGUCCUAUCUAAUAUGGUCCGGAAAAAGAAUCCCCCUCUAAGAAACAUCGCUAGUGAAGGUGAGGUACAGAUCCUUGAGUCUACAGGUACUGAAAACGAAGAGUCUGGAAGGAAAAAAGAAUUUUCUGCAGAUCAGAUGCAAGAAAAUACCGACCAGAGUGAUGCUGCAGAGCUAAACAACAAGGAGGAUCUUUGCCUGCAUAUCCAAGAGCCAUCUUCCAGCAUUAAAAAAGACUUAAAAAGCUCAGUGCUGAGUGAAAAGGCUGGCUUCAAUUAUGAAAGCCACAAUAAGGGAGGAAAUGUUCCGUCCUUUCCUCAUGAUGAGGUGACAGACAGAAAUAUGCUGGCUUUCUCAUCUCCAGCUGUUGGGGGAAUCUGUGAGCCCUUGAAGUCUCCUCUAAGAUCAGAUGCAGAUGACACCCAAGAUGUGGUCUUCACUCCAUCAGGAGAUCCAGUGGAGACAGACAAAGAGCAUCAGACGUCGCCAAAAGCUACAGAUGAAACAGUGCAAGUGCAAAGCGGUCAAACUGAUGGCCAAGGCUCAAGUCCGGUCCCCAUGGCCUCAAAAAACCCACAAGUGCCUUCAGAUGGGGGUUUAAGGCCGAACAAAUCAAAAGCAGAUUUGUCAGCAAAUGAUAACCCAGAUACGGCGCCUCUGUCUCCAGAGCUUCAGGACUUCAAAUGCAACAUCUGUGGUUAUGGUUACUAUGGGAACGACCCCACAGAUCUCAUCAAACACUUCCGCAAGUACCACCUAGGACUGCACAACCGUACCAGGCAGGAUGCGGAGCUUGACACUAAAAUUUUGGCUCUCCACAACAUGGUGCAGUUCAGCCACUCCAAAGACUUCCAGAAAGUCAACCGCACUGUGCUUUCAGGAGUGCUGCAGGACAUCAAUUCCCAAAGACCUGUCUUACUAAACGGGACUUAUGAUGUGCAGGUUACUUUAGGUGGAACCUUUAUCGGCAUUGGACGGAAAACUCCAGAUUGCCAAGGCAACACCAAGUACUUCCGCUGCAAAUUCUGCAAUUUCACCUACAUGGGCAACUCAUCAAAUGAACUAGAGCAACACUUCUUACAGACUCACCCGAACAAAAUGAAAGCCGCCCUUCCUUCCUCUGAAUCUGGAAAACCUUCAGAGAAAAACUCUAAUAAAUCCAGUCCUACUUUUCGAUCAUGUGAUUCUGGAGACUUGGGGAAGUGGCAGGACAAAAUCACCGUAAAAGCAGGAGACAACACACCAGUUGGAUACUCGGUGCCUAUCAAACCCAUAGAUUCUUCUAGACAAAAUGAUACAGAUGCCACCAGUUACUACUGGUGUAAAUUUUGCAGUUUCAGCUGUGAAUCAUCCAGCUCUCUCAAACUAUUAGAACAUUACAGCAAACAGCAUGGGGGAAACCAAUCAGGAAGCCUUCAUCCAGAUCUAAAUGAUAAACUUUCAAGGGGAUCUGUCAUUAAUCAGAAUGACCUAGCCAAAAAUGCAGAUGGGGAGCUAGUAACAAAGACAGAAAAGGGUUCUAGUAUGGCAAAAAAGAAAGACUUCUCUAGCAAAGGUGGAGAGGAUAACGUUGUGACAAGCUACAACUGUCAGUUCUGUGACUUUAGGUACUCCAAGAGCCAUGGCCCAGAAGUAAUAGUGGUGGGCCCACUUCUCCGUCAUUAUCAGCAGCUACACAACAUUCACAAAUGUACCAUUAAACACUGUCAGUUCUGUCCCCGAGGCCUCUGCAGCCCAGAAAAGCACCUUGGAGAUAUUACUUAUCCAUUUGCUUGCCGAAAAAGUAAUUGUUCCCACUGUGCUCUCUUGCUCUUGCACUUGUCUCCUGGGGUGACAGGAAGCUCUAGAGUCAAACACCAGUGUGAUCAAUGCUCAUUCUCCACUCCUGAUGUAGAUAUUCUCCUGCUUCAUUAUGAGAACGCACAUGAAGCCCAGACAUCUGAUGUCAAACAAGAAGCAAAUACCCUUCAAGGGAUGGAUGGGCCGCUGACUCUCAAAGAGAACAAAGAACACUCAUGUACCAAAUGUGACUUUAUUACCCAGGUGGAAGAAGAGAUUUCCCGACACUACAGGAGAGUACAUAACUGCUACAAAUGCCGUCAGUGCAGCUUUACAGCUGUUGACACUCAGUCACUACUAGAGCACUUCAACACUGUGCAUUGUCAGGAGAUGGACAUCAGUACAGCCAAUGGGGAAGACAGUCAUGGUAUGUCUGCUAUCAAGGAAGAGCCCAAAAUUGACCUAAAGGUCUACAGUCUGAUCAAUCCAGACCCCAAAAUGGGGGAGCCCAUUUCUGACAGCAUAGUGAAGAGGGAAAAGCUAGAAGAUAAGGAAGUGCUCAAGGAGAAAGGUUGGACUGACAGCUCAAAUGAUGAUCUUCGCAGUGUGACCUGGAGAGGAACAGACAUUUUGAGGGGAAGUCCAUCAUACACACAAACAAGCUUAGGCCUCCUGACCCCAGUGUCUGUUGGCCAAGAGCAGCCAAAGCCGUUAAGGGAUAGUCCAAACGUAGAAGCUGCCCACCUUGCACGGCCUAUUUAUGGCUUGGCUGUUGAGACCAAGGGAUUCCUGCAGGGGGUGCCAGCAGGAGGCGGAGAGAAAUCUGGACCACUCACUCAUCAAUAUCCUGGAUCAGGCGAUAACAAAUCAAAGGAUGAAUCCCAGUCCCUGUUACGGAGACGUAGAGGCUCAGGAGUUUUUUGUGCCAAUUGCCUGACCACAAAGACCUCUCUCUGGCGAAAGAAUGCAAAUGGUGGAUAUGUAUGCAAUGCGUGUGGCCUCUAUCAGAAGCUUCAUUCGACUCCCAGGCCUUUAAACAUCAUUAAGCAGAACAAUGGUGAGCAGAUCAUUAGGAGACGAACAAGAAAGCGCCUUAACCCAGAGGCACUUCAGACUGAGCAGCUAAACAAACAUCAGAGGGGUAGCGGUGAGGAACAAGUCAAUGGAAGCCCAUUAGAGAGGAGGUCAGAUGAUCACUUAACUGAAGGUCACCAGAGAGAAAUUCAGCUUCCCAGCCUGAGUAAAUAUGAGGCCCAGGGUUCAUUGACUAAAAGCCAUUCUUCUCAGCAGCCAAUAUUGGUCAGUCAAACUCUGGAUAUUCACAAAAGGAUGCAACCUUUGCACAUUCAGAUAAAAAGUCCUCAGGAAAGUUCUGGAGACCCAGGAAAUAGUUCAUCGAUAUCAGAAGGGAAAGGAAGCUCAGAGAGAGGCAGCCCAAUAGAAAAAUACAUGAGACCUGCGAAGCACCCAAAUUAUUCACCACCUGGAAGCCCUAUUGAAAAAUACCAGUAUCCACUCUUUGGACUUCCAUUUGUACACAAUGACUUUCAGAGUGAAGCUGAUUGGCUGAGAUUCUGGAGUAAAUAUAAGCUGUCCGUUCCUGGGAAUCCACACUACUUGAGUCAUGUGCCUGGCCUACCAAAUCCUUGCCAAAACUAUGUGCCUUAUCCCACCUUUAAUCUGCCUCCUCAUUUUUCAGCUGUCGGAUCAGACAAUGACAUUCCUCUAGAUUUGGCGAUAAAGCAUUCCAGACCUGGGCCAACUGCAAAUGGUGCCUCCAAGGAGAAAAGUAAGGCACCACCAAAUGUAAAAAAUGAAGGUCCCUUGAAUGUACUAAAAAUAGAGAAAGUUGAUAGAAGUACUCAAGACGAACUUUCAACCAAGUGUGCGCACUGUGGCAUUGUCUUUCUGGAUGAAGUGAUGUAUGCUUUGCAUAUGAGUUGCCAUGGCGACAGUGGACCUUUCCAGUGCAGCAUAUGCCAGUAUCUUUGCACGGACAAAUAUGACUUUACAACUCACAUCCAGAGGGGCCUACACAGGAACAAUGCACAAGCUGAAAAGAAUGGAAAACCUAAAGAGUAAAACCUUAGCACUUAGCACAAUUAAACAGAAAUAGGUUUCCUUGAUGGGAAUUCAAUAGCUUGUAAUGUCUUGUGAAGACCUAUAAAGCACUUCAUAUAGAGAGCAUGCCUUAUCCAAUAUAAAAUACCUUGUUCUUUUCUCUUUUCUUUUGUUUUUUAUUUUAUUAUUAUUGUUAUUAUUAUUAAUGAGAGGGUUACCAAGAAGGAAAAACAAAUUGAAUGGUGGCCGGAGAGGAAAAAGUAUAAUCAUUUGGUACAUGGCUCACCAAAACUAUCUAGAAUUCAAUGAAUCAGGACAAAUAUUCACGGCCAUUUUUUUUCCAGACAACUAAAACUUUUGCUAUUAUGUAACUGGCUAGAAUACAAAAAUGUAUGUUUGUAUAUAUUGCUGACAGGUGUAUAGUGAACAAAUGCACACUGUAUAUAGGAAAUAGACUUCUUAAAUAUACAAAUGUCCAGAAGUCAUUUAGUAUUUUUAAUUUGGGCUAAUUUCUGCCUUAAAACAUGCCUUAGUGUCACCUUGUCCUCAGAGCUUUGGCGUUGGUUUCAUCAAGACAUUUGUCAGACUCAACCAAGUUUUAGCUACCAUUUUAUCACUACACCUUUUCUGGCAUAGUGUAGACUAAACCGUUUUGCUCCAAUAAAUUGUCUUUAAUAUAGAAGCCACACUCUGAGCUUAAUUUGCAUAGAACAAGGUAACCUGCUGUAUUUUUUUUUCUGAUUACCUGUGCUUUCUAAACCUUGGAAUCUAAAGUUACUUCUACAUAGACUUAAUGUUGGUAUAUGUACCAGUCAAUCUCUUCGCUAAAUCUAUACCAGCUUUUGCUAAGUAGCAUUAAAUAUGUCUUCAUAGUACUUUUUAAUACUUAAAGCUUUGUAAAAACUAUCCAUGAAGGGAAAGCUCCGCAGCAUAACUGCUCAGGGAAAUAGGGCUAAAUAACUAAAUAUUAAACAAUUGGUUAAAGGUGCUGUUGUCAAGCCUCCAUGCUUGCUACAAGAGUAUAAAAGAACUGACUUUAAUAAUUUUUCAUUAUAAUGUCCCAACCAGUAGUUUAUUAUUUUGCCACAGGGAUGUAGAAGAUAUUACAAGCUACUGGAUGCACUGUCAGAUUAACUUAUUUCAUUAAAGAAGUUGGGAGAACAAAUAGAAAAAAAACUUAUUUUUCUAGUAAAUAUUAAUGUAUUACAUUUCAAAUAAUGGUGCCUGACAUAUUGAAUAAUUAUUUUCUACCGUGUACAUAUGCAACAAAGAUAUUCCAUCAUGCAUUAGAGUCGGCUCUGGCUCUGCCUCGCUGUUUACAUUUGCAAAUGUAGCAAACAAGGUAAUGAAGCAACUAUUUCUAUUGCAGUAGGUAUCUUUUUUUGUGCGUGCGCAUUUAAAGUUGUAAACGAUAACAUGAAAUGAAUGACAUUUGUUGAUAUUAAUGGUAUGGAAAAAUAAGAAGGAAAUGAAAAUAUUUUUAUGCCUACUUAGGAAAAAAAGGGUAGCACUAUUCAUUCCAAGUACUUUUGUAUUCUUAAGCUCUUAACUCACAUUGUUAUGCUUAAAAUGAUAAACAUAUAUCCUCUUUUUAUUGCUUUGUCUGUGUUUCAGAGGAAACAUUUCAGAAAUUAUUUCGAUAAGCGCUGUUUGACUACGCAGCGCUAAUGUUUUUAUUGCAUUCUGUAGUAGCAUUGCACUCCAUUGUUACAAUAUUAUGCAGUCGCUUUUUUGUUUUGUUUGGGUUUGUUUCUUUUUCUCAGUGCAGGGUCUGAGUUCCUUAAGGUUGAAUGGCAGGUAUAGUUCAAUUGGUUCAUGAAUGUUUCAGCAAAGGAAGUUUAAAAUGUCUUUUUAAUAUUAUGAUGCCUUUUUUUUUCUAUUCAUGCAUUUUAUUUUUUAAAAUGUUCUAUAAAAAUAUAUCCGGCCUAAAUCCUUCACUUGAGAUUAUAUGUAAAGGGUCCUAUUCUGAUCAUACUUACAUGCCACCUAUCUCAGACUUCCAUGUAAUUGACACUAAAGCACUAUAAAAAGGCUCUUGCUUUUAACUUACAUGAAAUUCAUCAUUCUCCCUUCUAGAAAUUGGUGCACUUAUGAGACACAUAACCAGGGAAAACUGGGAGGUUGGAGGAUGAAAUGGAAGGUGAUGGGAAAUGUCUAGAAGGGGCUGGAGAAAGUAUAAAAUGGGGAGGAACUGGCCUAAACGUACAGCACUUUGAUAGUCUUUUGAAAAAUGUGCCAAGUUAAAGCAGCCCGCAAGAAAUUCGCCAUGCAUGAGAAGCACUUGCACAGCUGAUCACCAAAGGUCUUGCUGACCUUGGCAGUAUUUUACGUGUUACAUUUUCACACGGAUGAAAAGUUAUUGAACAAUCCCUCUAAUUUGUUAGGCACAAACAGGCUAUUGUUCAACCUGAGGCUUGCAUUCCUUCCUGCUCCACCCAUUUCUUUCAGAACAGCCACAUUUACUGUGAGAAGUGUACAGACAAUCCCUCUUCACCAUUCAUGGUUGAAUUCUAUAACCCUUUAAUGGUGUUCUAGGUUAGCAAAGGAUAUUGUGCCACAUUCCUCUCCCUCUUUUUUGUUUGUUUGUUUGGUUGGUUUUUUGUUUUGUUUUUUAAGAUGAAUCUUCUGCUUAAUACCAGUGCCAGGAAAUGACUGGUUGUGUUGACUAUUGUUCUCCAACAAUAGUUCUGUUUUUUGUGGACUGAAAUGGAUUGUUCUCCUCUUGUUAUGUCAGGGGCCCAGUGUGUGUCCUUAUCAGCUCUCUCAAAAAACUUGUUAGGCUUAAAUAGCAGCAGCUGUAUUGGCAUCUGAAGUGACCGCCUCGAAGUUAUUGGCACGAUUACUGUGUUGGGAUACUUCCUAUAAAUCUUAGCACUUCUUGUGGCUUCUUGACUUCUGGAAGCUGCAUCUUUAUGGAAAAUAUUCUGUAGUGCACACGUUCAUCAGAAAGAUUUGUGCUCAGACCUGUAUUUCAUUACGCCUCUUGCUAAACUCAAAGCAGAAGCCAAGAUGGGGGAAAUACCUUCCAGCCAAUACACAUAGUGAGGUUUGGGCAUGAGGAGUAAGUGCAGAGCACAGGCUAGACCUUUAACUGUUAACGUUGUACCUACAGAGUACAAAUUAAAUUUGAAAAUGUACCCACUGUUCUCGCCAUGACACAUUGACGUGUUCUAAAAAUUCUACUUCUAAAUGACAUUUUGUUCUAACCUGUUCUCUUGAAGUAAAAAUAGUUUUUUUAGGGAAGAAAAAAAAAAAGCCUGGAUUUCCACCCUCCCCACAUGGUGAUAUUAAUGAAGAGAAAAAUGAAAGUCGUGAAAAUUAAAAAAAAAAAAAAGAACUUAAGUAAUUGCUCUUAGUUUGAAGCCUGGGAUGGCACAGACCUACUGGACAUAAUGCAUUUUGUUUCAAAUCAAUGUACAACUCCAAAACAUUAAGGUCUAAAUUUCCAAAACCAUCAAUGUUUUUGUGCUCAGCUUUGAAGCACGUAGGGCCUAAAUUUCCAAGAACUCAUAAAAUCCAACUGUCGUUGUGGGCGCUUAUUGUUUCUUAAAAUCAAUCUUAACGUGGGCCCCCAAAGUUAGUAGAAACAUUUAAAAACAUAGGUCAAAACAAGUCUAUCUUUAAAAUGCCUGAGGAGGAACAUUGCCCUUAGUUAAGAAUCUCAGAAUUUCUCUCUGAUUAAGGAUUAAUAUCCUGUGUAGCACGGUGCUGCAGCACCUCUUGCAAGUUGAACUAUUGUAACUAAUUGCUGGCCGGACUAAUCGGAAGAUUUUCAAAGGCACAAACGGUAGUUAGGUGCCUAAUUCUCAUUCACUUUCCAUAGGAGGUAGGUACCUAACUGCCAUUGUUUACUAUGAAAAUCUCCCCUUAAAUCUUCAUAAAUAUGGUACGCUCAAUAUCCAUAGAGUCUGAGGAGGGAAGCUGGAGACUUUUUAGCCAUUGCGCCCCCUUCUUCUGCCAGAAAUAAAUGGCGCCAGCCCUUACGAAAGGGAAUAUGGAGACAUCUCUAAAAGAUGAGAUGGAUGAAAAAUUCUGUGGGUGUCUUAGAUCAGUUGAUAGAAAAAAGCUGAAAAGGGGACAAAAGAUCAGCACUAAGAUAAAUAUACAGUGAUAAAAUGUAGACGCCAUGAAAUGUGGUGACCCAAUUUGGCACCUGCAGAUGGUGGGAGGGUCAAAGACAGGCUCAGCAGCCCAUCUUCUGACUGUGCAAUAUUAUUUAUUAGACAGAAAUACCUGCUUGCCAUGUUAGAGGAUAUAUUCUACUAUCUGUUUGGGUUCCAUGUCAACUACAGCUAUUUAAAAAUACAUGUUUCUUCUGUAGUUAUCUUCCCAUUGUUGCCUGUGUAUUGACUUUUCUUGGCUGACUUGACAUCUUAUUCCUAAUACUGGUCAGGAAAAGUGAAAGAGACUACAGGUUUACUCCUACAGAACCAGGAGAGGUGGAUGCAUUUCUCUCCACUCCAGUGGAGAAAGUUAUUUGUGGCAGGUGUCAGCAAUAGACUUGUCAGCCCUACCUCCCAUAAAGGCAACAGAUGAAAAAGUCACACUAGUUCCAUGAUUUCCUUAUGUAAAAACUUGGCAGGGUGGAAUCACAGGUACUUCACGAAGAAGGAGUGGGCCAGGAGGGGUGAUUUGCAUAGAAUUUUCCACCCAAGAGUGGGAUUCCCUCCUACCUAUUGGGACCCAUUAGAUUCAUAGAGCUCUCAAGAGUUGGCAGCUGUUGGGGUACUAUAUAAUUAAUAAUAACACAUAGCCUAUAUCAGGGGUGACGUGGUUUGUCUCUUCUUUAGACACUAAAAAAAAGUUUAGUGGUUCCCAACCAGAUAAAUAUCACAAGUUUUGUAGUUAAAAAUACAUUUAGUAAAUGUAUGACAAAAUGCUUAGAAUAAACACUGUGUGGCAGCAGCCAUAUAUUGUGUUGUAUUCCGGUUUUUCAACUGUGCCCAUCACCAUGGUAUCUGAGCGCCUAAUGGAAAGAAGGGCAGGGUGGGGAAGAUGAAACCUCUCAAAAUUCCAUUGGAAAUUUUACUUACAGCAGAAUUCACCAGCAGGGGGAAAAUGUCUUUUCAUAUGGAAUGAUUUCAUGUUGACUUUAAAAAAAAAAACCUUUAAACUUGUAGCCCUGAUUUGACUCUAGAAUGUUGGCUCUUGUCCUGUCCUUACAAAACAUGGAUAUGUUGGGGAUUUUUGUUUUCUGUUGUUGGUUUUUUUUGUUUUAUGUUUUAUGUUUUUUUCUCAUAGUGCAUGUUCAUUUCUACUCACAAACAUGUUCUUGGUGUAUUUCUUAUGCAAACAAUCUUCAGGCAGCAAAGAUGUCUGUUACAUCUAAACUUGAAUAAUAAAGUUUUACCACCAGUUAUAA